ACAACAAUCGACUAGUAAGUACUUUAUGCAUCCAAACGAAAUAAGCAGCACACUUCACGCAACGGAACCCAGCGCCAGAUUGACAUUAUACAACAUUACUUGACUUUAAAAAUGAUUUGUUAUGUAUUUAAAGGUCAAGCAUUGCAAAAUAAAGGGAGGACAAGUGAAAAGCUUAAUUCAGGUGGAUUGGAGGAUAAAGAAGACAAGAAAGAGAAGGAAGAAGGGAAUGGCGACCUCCAAGCGAUAGCAGAGGAACCAGAGGAAUUUUUAGAUAACGCAAACAAAAAUACUCCCCAAGGAUCUAAUCAAGGAGUAAAGAGUGCUGCGGGUCCAAAGCGAGCUCUUCCCGCUUUGGCAGCAACAGUUUUAAAGAAUCCUAAAAUACAGGAAGCGGUUGUGGACAAAGGACUGGAAGUAAUGAACAAAUUGGUGGACAAGCAACUCAGGAUUAUCGACGAAGCACAGGAAAAAGCUUCCAACUUUUUAGCCAAAGAGAUCAAACUGGAUAUUAUGCCUGACAAAGGAUGGAGUACUCCGGACAUGUUUGUUCCCCCCGGAUACCACAUGGGUGCAUCUAUCUCGGGCGUACCAAAACCUGAAAAGGAGGAGGGGGAUGUUCCUUAUACCUAUGCACCGUCAACUGGUUUGGGAUAUGUGAUGAUGAACGGCUGCUGGGGGAAGAAUUACACUGCAAGUGAUCCAUGCUACAACGCCAAAUGGACGUCCAGUGUCUGCCAGAAUAUGAUUGACGGGGCAGCUUUCCUGGGCGUUGGCUUCGAUGGUCGAGGAGAAUACAGUCCGGAAUCCAGGAAAAUGAGUAUUGUGCAGCGGAACUGCAAGAACAAAGCAACAUACGACAAUUACGAUGUACCAGACACCAUGAAUGUGCACGGAAUUUACGACACUUCAGCCAAUAUGCACACGUUUGAGAGCCGUGGAGAAUUUCAAAGUUAUUUACAGCAAGAAGCUGGUGUGUCUGGAUCGUAUUUUGGGUUUUAUGCCGGUGCUAAGAAGGCCUGGGGCAGCUCCGUGUCGGCAGCCCAGCAGCAGUAUAUGUCAGUAUUGGAUGUUGAUGUGGACAGGUAUGAAGUUUUCAUGGACGAAGUGAAGCCUGAAGAUUUAAGCUUAGCGUUUCUGCGAGAAUUCAUGAAUCUUCCAAACGACUACUUUGGUUCAGGAUCCCCGAUGAAAUACCAAAAUUUCAUUCAGAGAUGGGGAACCCACUUCAUCAAAUCCGCCAAGUUCGGUGGAGAAUUGGAAAUACGCAAGACGAUGGAUGCUAAGCAAGCCGGGACAAAAACACAGUUUUCCGAGCAAAUGGAAUUUGAGUACAAAAGCCUAUUUGCCAGUGUCGGCGCCAAAUACAAGAAAGAAGGAGGAACGACGGUUAAACAGGAAACAAAAACAACAUCCACUGCAGUAGAAGCUAAAGGAGGAAGUCAAGAUAUUGCUUCAAUUCUGUCUGAUGUUUACGCACCAACGUUCAAGACAGAAUUCAAAGAAUGGCUUCAAUCCAUCCCUCAAUAUCCCAAGGCGUUCAAAUUCCAGAUGAGCUCCAUUUCAGACUUGGUGAACUUCCGGGCCAACGACUUGUUCCCGGAUGACAAGGUAACCUGGGGGUGCGAAGGAAAAAGGGCAGAACUUGAGACGGAGAAAGAUGGACGCAAGUUCUAUUACGCUUAUCCCAUUAAAGGGAAAAAGAAGAAAAUUUAUUGCAAGUACGACAGCCGUCUAAGCCUGGAGACAGCGAUAAUGGAGAAGAGGACUAGCUUGAAAAGAGCAAUUGAAAUCUACAUGGAGGAGGGCCCGGUAUCGUUGUCGGACGUUAGCCUUGAGAAAUGCCCACCCGCUACUACUACGCCCACAACAAAGCCUACAACCCAGUCUGGAAAGAGAAGAGACGAGUGGAUGAAUCAGCAAGUGGCUCCAAAAUGGCAGGAACUUAUUAGCAGUGAUUCUACAUUUCAAGUGGCGUUUGAUAUGCUGGAUGAUCUGAUUAACCCAUUGCACAGUGCUUUCAGUAUUAACAAAGACAUGAGGCGAAGCGUUCGUUUCAGGAACGGCGAGUGGUACACAAGUGACAGCGAUAAUGCAUUCCAUCUGUACAGCGGUUUUAGUGGUGCAACCAACGACCCUCGAAAACACAGAAUGACCAUAUUUGGUUUGACGUUAUUCUACAAUGAAAAGGAUGGCAGCUUGCUCCUAGACGAAGAAGAUUUCCAGCCCUCAAAGAAGGUGUUUCCUACACUUGCCGCUGACAUGAAAGGAAAACCUCUAGCCAGGGUCGAAUCUGUGAACAGAGAAGGUGCAAACAAGAGGAACAAAAUACGCUUGGCCACUCAGGCGUCCGCCGAUAAUGUGCCAUGUCACGCGGAAUGGUCCAAUAUUCUUCGUAUAGAUCUCGUGAAUAUGAAAGGAAAAUGCCUCCACUUUACUGCGGCGUCAAAGGGAACAAUUUAUGUGGUGUUUUCUGCCUCUCCAAGGAAUCUGAACGCACGCUAUGUCGUCGAAAUCUCUCCUCAGAAAGUUGUCAUUUUCAAGGGUACAGCAGCCGCUCGGGAUUCGCCGUCUACAACAGCUGUAGAUGCUGUGGCCCUGGGAGAAAGCGUGCUUUACGAAUCCUACUUCGUGUGCAUCACUAUUUCUGGUCAAGCAACACUGAUCGAGUAUGGUAAGAGUGUGGGAACAAAGGACGGUGGAAUCGUCUACCUCAACAUGAUUGACAGGAGCAGAAACUUCGACAUUAGAUUCUAUGCUUUUGGAAAUAAGGACGAGCCAGCAAACAUUAUGGACGCUCAUAUCGUGUCACACAAGCGAACGGAAGUCACGUGCAAGGGAGGCACAAUGAAAGACGCGAUCGAGAAUUUGUGCGCGAAAAAUUGUCACAAACAUUGUAAUCCUGUAGCAGGCUGCAAAGCACCGAACAGUGAUGAACAGUGCUAUGUUUGUCGAGUUGUGAAGAAAGCAGGCACGGAGCAAUGUCUUGACGAAUGUCCAUCAACGUCUAUGAUAAACAAAAACAAGGAGUGUGUUGAAUCCUACGAUGCAAAGGUGGAGUUCGGAUGGCUCUUGAGCAGAGAAAUCUCAGUCGAAGACGAACUUAGUACCUGCAUGUGGUUGAAGUUGGGAGAGGGAAACUGGAAUGAAGACAGUGAUUUCGUUUGGCCGGUUUGGUUAGAAAUGAAUGGCAUGAAUAUGCUCACCUCUAUAAGAGGAGAAGCUGAUGGCCUUUUCUUGCUGUAUACACACGGUGGCAUCAAUGAAAAACGAAACGUGGAUUUGUUCAAAGACAAAGCCUGGCACCAAGUGUGUAUGUCAUGGUCAACUAAGACGGCUGCCUGGUCUAUUUACAUCGACGGUAAGAGGGAUACAUACGGAACGUACAACGACUUCCUGGGACGAAGGCUGGGUACCUUGAAGAUUGUAAAUUCCAAAUCGCUAAACAAAAUGCUCAUUACACAAGUCAACCUCUGGGACCGCGUCCUCAAUAAUCAAGAGAUCGAAGCCAUCUCGAAAUCGUGCAACAACGGAAUAGGAAGCUUACUGUCCUGGGCUGAUUUGUACGAUGUAGCUAAGAAAAGGCGAUACAUCAAACCCUCCUCAUGCCAAGCCACUCCAGAAGCUGUGUCCACUACUGUCACGCCACCCCCGACAACAGUGACAACUACACAGGCAGUGACUACAAAGGCACCAGCACAGGAGAACCGAAGAUUCAACUCAAACUAUGGGAUGUGACGAGAGGCAAAGGGAUACGACAACAAUGCGAUGACGUUCAUACGGGUGCCAGUGAAGUGAUAUUUAUAACAUAACUAAAGCAAAGCGCGCGCUCUGAUUGGUUAAUUUAGCGUCUA
Orbicella faveolata is the source of this 3851-nucleotide messenger RNA. RefSeq lists its product as uncharacterized. Lineage: Eukaryota; Metazoa; Cnidaria; Anthozoa; Scleractinia; Merulinidae. The record is from RefSeq and is a predicted model, not a curated record.